ACACACAUUGCAGGUUUCCCACUCUCCAGCACUUCUGAUACCCUGGAGAAAGUCUUGUGCACAGAUAGCCAAAGCCCUCCUUCUAGUUUUGUUAUUUGAACUGCCUCCCAUCAGGCCUUGGGGAAGAGAGGGCUGACCUUUCCAAUCAUUCAAAAAGGAGGCUAUGUAUAAAGGUUUUGCCAGUUGCUGCAGCUGUUGUAACUGGUCUUCUCCAGUAGUGUGUGAGUAUUUGUCUGAUUCAGCUUGCUUGCUCUGCUUGUUACUGAGGAAUCAAGGCCCUUGAUGAUUUGCCUUCCUUGGCAGUGUGGAGAAGACUUUGGUUUGGACCAGAGGGGGCCUGCCCCACACACCAUGGCGAAGGAUGAGGGCUGCUGCAACUCCUGUGCCACUUGCCUCCUGUGCCUUUACAGUUGCCGCUGGACUCGCAGCAAGAAGGGUCUGGCAACCAGCAAGUGUGACUGUGCCUGGUUCUUCUUCCUCUUCUGCGUGAGCCUUUUCACCCUGGCCUGGCUUUACCUUGCCCUCAUCACCCUCAACGAUUUUCAUAACCUCAAUGAGUUCAUUUUCCGCCAGACAGAAUGGUGGCUGGACUGGUCGGUGGUGAUGCUGUCUGGAACAGCGGCACUGGUUACCUACUCCUCUCUGCUCCUGCUUCUGGCUCUCUGCUUAUACCUCUGCCACCAGCCCCUGAAGCUCCACUGGCUGCACAAGGCCCUCCUGGUCCUGACAGCAUUUUUAGUGGUGGCUGCUUUUGUGGGACUGGAAAUGGAGUGGGCAGAGCAGUGGGAAAGUGCUCGCAUCUCCCUACAGGCAACGGGCCCCUUCCUUCAUAUUGGAGCUGUAGUGGGCAUGACGCUGCUUGCCUGGCCGGUAGCCAACUGCUUCUACCGUACAUCCCAUUCAGUCCUCAAGGUCCUGCUCCUGCUCCUGUAUCUGGGUGCAAUGGUUGCUCUGUACCUGGCCCCACUGGGCAUUGACUCCCCCUGUCUUCUGGAGUACAGCCAGCUUCCCCCUAAGCCAACUCUGGCUGGGCAUCGUGGGGCUCCCAUGCUUGCACCUGAGAACACACUGAUGUCCUUCCAGAAGGCAGUCAACUGUGGUGUGCACGUCUUGGAGACGGAUGUGCUAGUGAGUGCGGAUGGAGUCCCUUUCCUCAUGCACGACGAGAAGCUCAUUCGGACCACCAAUGUCCAAGAAGUCUUUCCCACUCGGGCCCACGCCAAUGCUAGCACCUUCAAUUGGACAGAGCUGCAGCAACUGGAUGCUGGCAGCUGGUUCCUGCAGAAGCGCCCCUUCCUCACAGCCCGAAGCGUUUCUGGAGAAGACCGGGCCCUGGCCUGUGGACAGCAGAUUCUGUCCCUGAAGCAGCUGCUGGGUGAGGCCAUGAGGCACAAUGUGUCCAUCAUGUUUGACCUACGGCCCGAGGAAGAUCCCCAGUACGAACAGCUUGUCAAUGUCACUGUGGAGACCAUCCUACAGUCAGGCAUUUCCCCCGAGCUGAUUCUGUGGCUGCCAGACGGGUUCCGAGAGCAGGUGAAGAACAGGGUGCCGAGGUUCCAACAGGUCUAUGGGCGGAAGAGGCUGCAAAAUGAGACAGAAGAGCGGCUGCAUGUCAACCUGCCCUACCAAAACCUGAGCACCACCGAAAUCCAGGAAUACCGCCGUGACAACAUCUCGGUCAACCUGUAUGUGGUGAAUACCCCAUGGCUCUUCUCACUCCUGUGGUGUGCAGGGACCAGUUCCGUCACCACCAAUGCCUGCCAGGUGCUGCAGGGGAUGAAGCGCCCCCUCUGGCUGCUGCCUCGUGCCACGUACCAAAUGAUCUGGAUUGUGACAGACUGUGUCUCUCUGCUGCUGAUUGGCUGGGCUUUUCUGUUGCUGAAAAAAUGGUCCCGGAGAAAAGAAUCGGCAGGUUCUGAUUCAGAUGUGCUACUGACGAAGAUCCACACCUUGUUGUUAGAGUGAGUGGAACAAGGAGAGGGAGUAGGACCUGGCCUUCCUGCUGUUGCCUUUGGGGCCCUGCUCUCCUUCAGAAAUGCUUCUCUGGGUAUCGCUGGGCCCUGGUGGCUGCUACUGGGUACUGUUGCUGAUUGUAGUGGCCUCUGCUCUCCAAAGCCAAGAGAAACCUGGAUCAAUGUGGCUUCUGAGCAGGACAGAAUGGACUCCAGCACUUCAACAGGUGGGUCCCUAACCCAGGGCUGCAUCUGCUGCAAAAGCACAGGAGCAAAUUUGUAUCGGCUCGGACAGAGACCUGGAUCCUACUCUGCAAGGGCUAAUGUGUUCUCUGUAGUGUGGGAGGUGAAAGGAGGUGUUGUUGUUUUUAAGUGUGUCUAAAGCUUUUGUCAAUAAAGCACCAGAUGUGGGCUGGGAACAAA
This is a messenger RNA of Hemicordylus capensis (graceful crag lizard), 2375 nucleotides long. It is a transcript of the gene GDPD2, whose product is annotated as glycerophosphodiester phosphodiesterase domain containing 2. Gene Ontology annotation, molecular function: glycerophosphodiester phosphodiesterase activity. The record is from RefSeq and is a predicted model, not a curated record. NCBI's taxonomy places the organism in Eukaryota, Metazoa, Chordata, Lepidosauria, Squamata, Cordylidae. Gene Ontology annotation, biological process: lipid metabolic process. The transcript has 16 exons. Bases 283 to 1965 code for a protein of 560 amino acids. Gene Ontology annotation, cellular component: membrane.